AUGUAUGCUAGUCUCUACGCCUGGUGCUCGGAGACGAGUCUCAAGGCCGCCGUUCCGUACUGGGAGAGCCUCUACGAGCAAAAUAUCCUCACACUGAUGGGCCUGGCUUCAAUCAAAGAACGGAUCACCGAUGAGUAUAUUGCCACUCUGGAUACUAUAGAUCCGGAGAGCAAUAGUCACUCAUGCCUACGCUAUCGCCAAGGAUAA
Messenger RNA from Penicillium argentinense, 207 nucleotides. RefSeq names its product ferric reductase like transmembrane component-domain-containing protein. The record is from RefSeq and is a predicted model, not a curated record. The coding region runs from base 1 to 207 and encodes 68 amino acids. NCBI's taxonomy places the organism in Eukaryota, Fungi, Ascomycota, Eurotiomycetes, Eurotiales, Aspergillaceae. The transcript has 2 exons.